Molecule: messenger RNA, 977 nt
Organism: Drosophila obscura
Lineage: Eukaryota; Metazoa; Arthropoda; Insecta; Diptera; Drosophilidae
Gene: Pef
Product: peflin
Exons: 5
Coding region: 101-700 (199 amino acids)
Biological process (GO): COPII vesicle coat assembly
Molecular function (GO): calcium ion binding
Source: RefSeq, a predicted model, not a curated record
UUCUCCGCUCUAAUUGUUAGACCAGGGCUGACUUCCUGCCAGACUUGUGUUUUGUUUUGUCAAAUUAGUUUCAAUUAAAAUCAAAUUCAGCUCGUGAAAAAUGUCCUACGGUCAAGGCUACAAUCCCUACGGCCAGCCCGGUGGAGGCUAUGCAGCACCACCAGGCGCUUUUCCACCCCAAAACUCACAGGCCUCCUCACAGGCGCAGCAAUGGUUUGCCAUGGUGGAUAGGGACCGUUCUGGAAAAAUCAACGCUUCCGAGCUGCAGGCGGCGCUGGUCAAUGGGCGUGGCGACCACUUCUCGGACAACGCAUGCAAACUAAUGAUUAGCAUGUUCGACAACGACGCUAGCGGCACCAUCGAUGUGUACGAGUUCGAAAAGCUUUACAACUACAUUAAUCAAUGGCUGCAGGUCUUCAAGACCUACGAUCAGGACUCCUCUGGCCAUAUCGAGGAAAGCGAGCUGACUCAGGCCUUCACGCAGAUGGGCUUUCGGUUUUCGCCUGAAUUCAUCAACUUUCUGGUGAAGAAGAGCGAUCCACAGACCCACAAGGAGGUGUCGGUGGACCAGUUCAUUGUACUUUGUGUGCAAGUUCAGCGCUUCACGGAGGCCUUCCGUCAGCGGGACACGCAGCAAAACGGAACAAUCACCAUAGGCUUCGAAGACUUUUUGACAGUGGCAAUCGGCUGCUCAUACUAAACUUCGAGCAUACGAAACUGUUUCCAAAGCAAUCCAAACUCUUGCACACGGCACAGCCAUCAGACACAACACUCAUUUUUUUAUUCCGUUUACUGUGCAUUUUGUUUCAAUUUAUAUGGUGUUUGCUAGCUUAGGUAUUCGUCCUCUCACAUUCAUGUUAUUGCAAUCUCCUGGUACCAGAAUCACCUUUCAAAAGUAUUUGUUAUAUCAGCUCGACUAACACAUAGUACAAAGUGUCUUGCGCCUAAAAUAAAGUACAUAGUUUUAUAAAACGAAA